Ictalurus punctatus (channel catfish) is the source of this 5240-nucleotide messenger RNA. RefSeq names its product exocyst complex component 2 (gene exoc2). Bases 110 to 2875 code for a protein of 921 amino acids. The record is from RefSeq and is a predicted model, not a curated record. Gene Ontology annotation, biological process: exocytosis; Golgi to plasma membrane transport. Gene Ontology annotation, cellular component: exocyst. The transcript has 28 exons. Lineage: Eukaryota; Metazoa; Chordata; Actinopteri; Siluriformes; Ictaluridae.
UGUUUGGGGGAGGAGCGAGAAACCGCGUGACCCGGAAGUGCACUUCUUUGGUACAAAAACAAUCAGGGACCUGCUUCCAGCUGAUCUGUCGAGAAUUCCGCCGUGAGCCAUGUCUCGUGCACGACAGCCUCCGCUAGUCACUGGCAUCUCACCGAAUGAGGGCACAUCAUGGACUAAAGUCACUAUCCGUGGAGAAAACCUGGGCACCGAAGCUGCGGACCUCGUUGGCCUGUCUAUCUGUGGGCAUAACUGUCUGCUGACGGCUGAAUGGAGGUCUGCCAGUAAGAUCGUGUGCCGUGUUGGUCCUGCUAAAGAUGGCAAGGGCGAGAUCAUCGUCACGACCAGGAGCGGAGGCCCCGGAACAUCCACCGUCUCCUUCAAAGUCCUCAAAGCUGAUAAGAUAGAUAUUCUAGAGCAAUCUGCUGUGUGGGUAGAUGAGGUGAAUUACUACGACCAGCGACUAAACCGGAACAAAGGCAUUUCCCCCCUGUCUCUCCGGCAGGCUGACCCACUGGGCAUCGAAUCUGAUAAGGGAAAAGUUCUUCAGAAAGAUUUGGAGAAUUUGUUUCCGGGGAUGAGUGGAGAUUUCACGAGUGAGAAUUUCUCCGCCACUUGGUACCUCAUUGAGAACCACACUGCAACCAGUUUUGAGCAGUUGCGCAUGGCAGUGGGAAAUCUGAAAAAGCAGGCAAGUAAGAAGAACGAAGGCAGUCUGGCCUGUGUGAAAGGAGGACUCAGUACUUUCUUUGAAGCCCAGGAUGCGCUGUCAGCUAUUCAUCAGAAGCUCGAGUCAGACGGCACUGAGAAGGUGGAGGGCUCCAUGACUCGGCAAUUAGAGAACGUCCUCAACAGGGCAAGCAAUACGGCGGACACUUUGUUUCAGGAGGUUUUGGGCCGAAAGGAUAAAGCCGACUCGACACGCAACGCCCUCAAUGUACUGCAGCGUUUCAAAUUCCUCUUCAACCUGCCACUCAACAUCGAGCGCAACAUCCAGAAGGGCGAUUAUGACGUGGUCAUUAAUGACUAUGAGAAAGCCAAGUCCCUGUUUGGAAAUACCGAGGUUCCCGUCUUUAAAAAAGUGUAUGCGGAGGUGGAAACCCGAAUCAGUGCUCUGAGGAAUUUACUGCUGGAUAAAUUACUGGAGAUGCCUUCUACGCUGCAUGAUCAGAAACGUUACAUCAGGUACCUGUCAGACUUGCAUGCUCCAGGUGACCCAGCAUGGCAGUGUAUCGUGGCCCAACACAAGUGGAUACUACAGCUGAUGCAGAACUGUAAAGAAGACUUCAUUAAAGAGCAGAAAGUGGGUGGUGGAGGGCUGGAGCUGGACGGAGAACCUCGCAUGUCAGCUCUGAGCAGAAUCAGUCACACUUCAUCUCUAAAUAGAGGCGGCAGCUUUCAGACGCCUAGAGACGACUCGUGGCACUACAAGAGCCCUCAGCAGGUCAGGUUCGUGGAGAAGCUAUCGGACGUUGUCAUCAGUCAGCUGCCGAGUUUCUGGAAACUGUGGAUCUCCUAUGUUAACGGCAGCCUUUUUAGCGAGACCGGGGAGAAGUCAGGUCAGGUGGAGAAGCUGAAGAAGAAUGCCAGACAGAGACAGAAUGACUUUAAAGGCAUGAUCGAGGAGGUGACUCGGCGUUUGGUUCAGCUGGUGCGUGGUGCUCUGUUGCCCAGUAGUCUUUCUGAGAAUGAGCUGCGUGUAUACGGGGGCUGGAACACCAAGAUCCCCCUCACUGGAACCUGGCUCACACAGAUCAUACACACCAUCAGGCUGAGUCACGAGGCUCUCUCGGCUUUAGAGAUUCCUAACGAUCUGUUGCAGGUGAUUCAGGAUUUGCUGCUUGACCUGCGUAUGCACUGCCUGCUCAUCACUCUGCAGCACACAGCAGAAGACGUCAAGAGACUUCCAGAGAAAGAAGACUGGAUUGUAGAUAACGAAGGAAUCACAUCACUGCCGGCCCAGUUUGAGCAGUGCAUGGUGCAGAUGCUGCAGUCCCUCAAGGAGCCCAUGGACUGCAAGCCUGGAGAGGUCAAUGUUUUUCAGCUGGAGCUAGCUCAGAAUAAAGCCUGUGAGCUGUGUGUGGGCAUCAUGAAGGUGUUCAUAAACUGUCUGGAGCAACUUAGCACCAAGACUGAUGGAGACAUUGAUACCUCCCAUUUGUCUGUGGAUAUGGCAUCACCCGAUCUCUUUGGAAGCGCUCACGAAGACGUUAGUCCAUCAUCAGAACAGCGCCUUCUCAUAAUCCUGAGUAACUGUCAGUAUUUGGAGAGACACACUUUCCUUAACCUUGCUGAACACCUGGAGAAACAUGGCUUCACCACAGCUGAAAAGAUCACCAGAGUGAGCAUCGAGGCAGUUCGUCAGUUGGAUGAACGACUGCUCGAGUCAUACAUUGAGAAGAAAUCUGAUCCCAUUGUGGGCUCUCUGGAGCCAGGAAUCUAUGCAGGCUACUUUGACUGGAAAGACUGCCUACUUCCUACAGGUGUACGAAGUUAUUUGAAGGAAGCUUUGGUCAGUAUCAUCUCUGUUCAUGCUGAGGUGUUCACCAUUUCUAAAGACUUGGUUUCACGUGUUCUGUCAAAGAUCGUUGAAUCUGUGGCUGAAGAGAUGAGCCGUCUAAUGCAGUGUGUGUCAUCCUUUAGCAAGAACGGUGCACUGCAGGCACGUUUGGAAAUCUGUGCACUGAAGGAUGCUGUAGUUUGUUACUUGACCCCAGAGAGCCAAGCCAGCUUUAAGCAAGCCGUCGAGGCCCUGCCACAGCUUCAGAGUGGAGCUGACAAGAAGCUGUUGGAGGAGUUGUUGAAUAAGUUUAAGAGCAGUAUGCAUUUUCAGCUCACCUGUUUCCAGCCUUCAUCUGUUCAGCCCAUCAAAAGAUAAGCCAAGAAUUUACACAGCGAAUAAACAUUAAUACAAAGUGCCAAGCAUUUCAGCCUACUAUUGCUAGUACAUCACUAAAAAGUUCAUUAUACUGGUAUACUACAUGAGUUAUGUUUACUGGUUGCAGUGUCCAUUAAAAGGAUCCGCGCUCAAAUAAUGUCUUUCUUCUGUCAUUAUAGAGAAGUUGGUCUGGGUGCUUUGGGUAUUAAACUGUGACGUCUAUUAAUAAAGGGGAAAUAAAAAGGGAGUCAUGUACAGAUGCCCAUCUGAUCUCGUUGAAAUGACUCAAUAACCAGAAUUAUUUUCAGACCACAGCUAGUCAACUUCAUAAUUAUUGGCACCCUUGAAGAGAAUAGCCAAUAAUUAAACAUUGCCCAGAAUGCACAGUUUUAAUUUCAUUAACUUAACAAUCUCUUUGGCAUUUCUCCGACAAUAAAUAUUUUCAAAAGACCUUCAUUUUUAAUAGAAGAAUUUUCUUUCAAAAGUAUGUGGCAAGUUUAUAGAUACCCCCAUAAACUUAAAUCUGUGGUUUAAGUUUAAUUGAAGAGGGCAGUCCAUAACAGGUGUAUAACCCUAAAAUGGUCUGCACUUAUAAAGCGCCUUUUAACCUUAGUGGAUCUACAAAGUGCUUUACACUGUUUCUCAUUCACCCAUCCACACACAAUGUGCAAGGCGCUAGCCUGCCAUCGGGAGGUCAAGGACACUUGAGGCAUGUGGAGUCACGUGGGCCGGGAAUCGUGCCGCCAUCCCUACGGUUAGUGGACGACCCGCUCUACCACCUGAUCCACAGCCGCCCCUGAUAAGAAUAUAUAGAAUAUAAAGAAUCUUCAUGUUCUGCGUGGAGAGGGUUGAACAUCCCCUACGAGUGUCUUUAAUCCAUGUUACAUUUCAGUAAUGGGUGCAGUUCUGUUAAUCUUGCCAGGGAGCCAAUAAUUCUGAAUUUGAUUGUAAAGAUAUAUUAAAACACAGAUUAUUCCCUUUGUUAUAUUAAUAAAAUUGUCCAUUAAUAGUUCAGUGAGUAAAAAUACUGUAUCGUUAAAAUUUACUCAUACCCUGCCUCCACCAUCAACGCACACACACGCACACACCCUGUCUGAGUACGGAUUCACACCCUGUCUGGUAUCAUACAGAAAGCCUCACACCCUGUCCCUCCCCAGCAUAUGGGAUACUUACUGUAUCACUGAGGCAAGGAUUUCCUAACUGAAAUCAAAAGUGAAGUAGACGUCUGUUGAUCAGCUGAGCUACGAAUGAGAAAUAAAGAAAAGAAACUUUAAAAGGAUACGAAAAGACAGAGUUGUGACAUGAUUAGCCUUUGUGUCAUCUCACUAGGAAAACUGAAGAACAAUUAGUUCAAAAAUUUAUUUAAAAAUUCAUUCAUUUUUCAGAGCUUUUUAAAAACUCAUUCAUGACAUUUCAAGUUAUUUCUGGGUAAUAGCACUGAGAUUGUCAGAAUGGUGUUAUUUCUGUUGUAUGCUACAUGUUGUGCUGAUUUGUAGCUUUUUGACAGAAUGAAAUGGGAAGGUGUUGAUGUUUAAACGUUAGGUGGAUAUGUUUAAAAACAUGUUAAAGAUGAAGCACCACGGGCAUUUAAAUGAAGUUUUGGGGGAAAUCUUCCUCGAAGGUGGUAUAAAAUGAGAAAAUAAAAUAAUAAGUCUAUUACAGAAAAACCCGGUGCUUAGUCACCAGUGAUCACAAAAGUGUGCCGUUUGAUGAGCUUAAAGCUGAUGCCAAGUCAGUUGACUUUUUCCUGUUUGUCUUUAUGACAUGUACUUACUGGAACUGCAAAUGUUCUGUGAAAUAACAUUCCAUCACUUUUUCUCAACGCUUCGAAUUUGAUUUGUUUAUUUACCUUUCUAUAAUUAGCACUCACCUACUUAACAUGCUCCUGUUUAAAGGAACCGGUUUACUGGAGGACUUUUUCAAAGCUCUGUGUGGUUUCAGGUAGCGUAGUGGGUGUAGGUUAAGGUGUUAAGGGAAGUUUUUCUGAUUUUGUCUUUCCAUUAUACGUAGGCAGAAGGAAGUUGAUCCAAACAUGUUUACACAGUUCUGUGUAAUCCCCACAGAGGGGAUGUAGAUUACAGAUUUCAAAUAUCAAGAUAUACUUAUGCUUGUUAUUUAUUCCCUAACCAUUUCAGUGCAUGUUGUAAUUUCUGAAUUAUGAUCUAGCUAAUAUACAGCGCUGUAUGUUUUCCAUAAAGGAUUUAAGGAGGUGUUUUUGGUUUGAAUUUUGCUUUAAAUUGUCUUUUUUUGCUGUUGUUUUAUGGGGGAAUGUUUUCUUUCUGGUGGAGUGUGAGAUGGUAAAACAAUUCUGUGUGUGUAAAAUAAUUGCUUAUGUCAAAGUAAUAAAGGAUAUGGUUCAUCUGUA